UUCGCUACUUUGCAAACCAAAUACACAUAUAAAUAUAAUUUGCCCCCAUUGCCCCAUUUCUUAAUUUGCUUGCUUGCUUUCUUCUUCAAAUUGACUGUCUUUCAAUCAUUUAUUGUCUGUCUCCUACUACCCCUUUCACCCACCUCCCCCUUCUCAUUAAUCAUUGUCUCUUCCCCCUAGCUAACUACUUAAUUCUACAUUUAUUACUUCCCAUCUUUUUCAUCUACGUUACCCCUCAUCUACCAAGUAUUUGAAUUGUUUUUCCUAAGUAAGAUACCUGCUAUACUAUACAGUUUCUGAUUUUGCUGAAUUUUGUGAGGUUUUCUUGCAAUUUGGCCAUCUGGGUAUUGCACUUCAGGUUCAUUACAAUGUUCUUUUUGUUAUUGCUGACAGUUCAAAUUCUGCAUUCUUUGCUUUAAGAUCAAGAAAAUCAUUAAAAAAUCAGUCUUUUUAUGUGUGUUAUGCCUUGGAGUAACUGGUAAAGUUGUCAUGUGAUGGUCACGGGUUCAAGUUGUGGAAACAGCCUCUUGCAGAAAUGCAAGGUAAGGUUGCGUACAAUAAACCCCUAUGGUUUGGCAUUCUCGGAACCUGCCCAGAGCGGGAGCUUUACUGCACCAGAUGCAUUUUUUGUGUAUUUGUUCUUGGAAAUAGAUAUGAAGGUUGCUGUUACUAGUAGUUGAUGCCUUUGUAGUUUAGCUCAAGAAGAGAAGGAUGGGCACAAAGUUCCAAUUCUUGUCAGUUUUAUUCUAUGCAGCUUUGUUUUGGUUAGCAAGUAGUGAACCAUUUGAAGACAAACAAGCACUUCUUGAUUUUCUUGAUAAUGUUAGCCAUUCGCGCAAUCUGACUUGGGAUGGUACAACUUCUGCUUGUAGUUCUUGGAUUGGAGUCACUUGCAACCAUGACAAAUCAAGAAUUAUAGCAAUCAGGUUGCCUGGAGUUGGAUUCCGUGGUUCGAUUCCUGUAAACACUCUUAGUCGUUUGUCUGCUCUUCAGAUCUUGAGUUUAAGGUCUAAUAGUUUUAGUGGUCCUUUGCCUUCGGAUUUUGCAAACCUUGGAAAUCUUACUUCUGUUUAUCUUCAGUCCAAUAACUUUCAAGGUCCAUUGCCUGCUGAUUUUUCUGCUUGGAAAAGCCUUUCGGUUUUGAAUUUGUCGAAUAAUGAUUUUAGUGGGAGUAUACCUUCUUCAAUAUCUAACUCGACUCAUUUGACUGCUCUGGUUCUUGCUAAUAACUCAUUCUCUGGUAGUAUUCCUGAUCUCAAUCUCCCUAGUUUGCAAGUAUUAGAUCUAUCCAACAAUAACUUCACUGGAAGUGUCCCUGAUUCUCUUCGAAGAUUUCCUGGUUCAGCUUUUGCUGGUAACCGGCUUUCUCCUGCAAAUUCUUCACUUCCGUUUCCUCCAGUUGCUCCUCCAAGUGUCCCACCAAAAAAGAAAUCGCUUAAACUCCGUGAACCUGCAAUACUUGGGAUCGUUAUCGGAGGAUGUGUCUUAAUUUUCUUGGUAGUAGCUAUAGUGCUGAUUAUUCGCUAUUCGAAGAAAGAGGGUAAAAGUGGGGACACAGAGAAAUCAGUCAAGAAAGAAGCUGCAGUCAGGAAGGGAGCUUCCAGCAGUCAGCAUGGAGAAGGGAAUCUUGCAUUCUUUGAGGGUUGUAAUCUUGCAUUCGACCUUGAAGAUCUGUUGAGAGCUUCAGCAGAAGUGCUUGGAAAGGGAACAUUUGGCACUACAUAUAAGGCAGCUUUGGAGGAUUCUAACACAGUUGUGGUGAAGAGAUUGAAGGAGAGCGUGGGAAGAAAAGAUUUUGAGCAGCAGAUGGAGCUUGUUGGCAAUAUCAGGCACGAGAAUGUGGCUCCACUGAGGGCAUACUACUAUUCCAAGGAUGAGAAGCUCAUGGUAUAUGAUUUCUACAGGCAAGGGAGUGCAUCUUUGAUGCUGCAUGCAAAGAGGUCUGCUGAUCGAAUUCCUCUGGACUGGGAAGCCCGACUACGAAUUGUCAUUGGUGCAGCUCGAGGCAUUGCUUAUAUACACGGACAGUCUGGGGGAAAGCUUGUCCAUGGGAACAUAAAAUCCUCAAAUAUAUUCCUUAAUUCCCAAGGGUUUGGCUGUAUUUCUGAUCUUGGCUUGGCAACUGUAAUGAGUCCAAUUGUUCCACCAGUCAUGCGAGCUGCAGGUUAUCAACCUCCAGAAGUUACAGAUUCAAGAAAAGUGUCUCAAGCCACUGAUGUCUACAGCUUUGGCGUCCUAGUACUUGAACUUCUCACUGGAAAGUCACCUAUACAUGCCACAGGUACUAACGAGGUUGUCCACUUAGUCAGGUGGGUACAUUCUGUCGUUCGUGAGGAGUGGACUGCUGAAGUAUUCGACGUGGAGCUUUUGAGGUAUCCAAACAUAGAAGAAGAAAUGGUAGAGAUGUUACAAAUAGGUUUGACUUGUGUAUCCAGAAUGCCCGAGCAGAGACCAAAAAUGUCAGAAGUCGUAAAGAUGGUCGAGGGAGUUAGGAGAGUGAAUACGGGGACUCUGCCAUCCACUGAAGGUUCUACCCCGAACUUAACACCACCUAUGACUGAAAUAGGCUCAUCAUCUAUUACACAUUGAUAUUCCUUAUCAUAUAGAGAUUAGUUACUGUUCUAUAUCCUCCAUUGUUUCAUAGUUAUGAGUUUAAAGACAUUGCUUGUCAUUCUUUUGAGUUUUUUCCAUCUUAGAUUUCCUUAAAACUUCUGCCAAACAUUAUUUCAGCUACCAAAUUGAAUAGUGAUCCUGGUUAGUUA
Messenger RNA from Capsicum annuum, 2762 nucleotides. RefSeq names its product probable inactive receptor kinase At4g23740. The record is from RefSeq and is a predicted model, not a curated record. Gene Ontology annotation, biological process: protein phosphorylation. NCBI's taxonomy places the organism in Eukaryota, Viridiplantae, Streptophyta, Magnoliopsida, Solanales, Solanaceae. Gene Ontology annotation, molecular function: protein kinase activity; protein binding; ATP binding. The coding region runs from base 712 to 2589 and encodes 625 amino acids. The transcript is spliced from 3 exons.